Messenger RNA from Gilbertella persicaria, 779 nucleotides. RefSeq lists its product as uncharacterized. The transcript has 2 exons. The record is from RefSeq and is a predicted model, not a curated record. NCBI's taxonomy places the organism in Eukaryota, Fungi, Mucoromycota, Mucoromycetes, Mucorales, Choanephoraceae. Bases 17 to 745 code for a protein of 242 amino acids.
CUUUAUCUCAUUUGAAAUGCUAAGAUUUAAGCAAGUUAUUCAACAACCUGUUGUUCAGUUCUCUUUCUUAUUUAGCUUCUUUUUCUUCAUUACUAGCUUCUAUCUGUGUCGAUACUAUAUUUACAAGCAUAGUCAACAAGAAAGAACAAGAGAGAAGCAAACAAGCUGGAUUUUGACCCUUUGGAGUAGUUUAGUUUGUACUGUUGUUUCAAUUCCUUUUGUGAUCCAAUUCUUUAAUGCUGAUCUGGAUAUGCAACUAUUGGGAAUUGAUAACUCAUUUCAUACGGGCUUUGUCUGCUUCUUUAUUACCUAUCUUAUGCUUGACUUGACUUUAGGGUCUAUUUAUUACAGAGAACGUAUUACACUCAUGACAGGAUGGGUCCACCAUAUGUUCUAUAUGGCCCUUUUGUCUUAUUUCUUGCGUCUUCAGGUCUCAUCUCUAUUUACAGUCAGUUCUAUUUUAGAACUACCAACACUGAUUUUAGCUAUUGGAUCCAUAGUGCAUGAAUGGCGAUCGGACCUUUUGUUUGGAUCAAGCUUUUUUCUCCUGCGUUUGGUGGCACAUGCCUGGAUGACAGUCAAUCUCAAAAGGCAUCAUCGUAUUGAAUUCAUGUGGAUUGUGGCUCUUAUUAUUUAUCCACUUCAUAUCUAUUGGUUUUAUGGCAUAAUUCAAAUACAAAUAAGAAAGUUGACUGCCUAUCGAAAGAUGCAGCGACUUGCUCAUAAAACCAAAUAUUUCAUCUAAACUUUUUGAAUAAAAACCAUCACAUAUAAAAGGC